Molecule: messenger RNA, 1146 nt
Organism: Ceraceosorus bombacis
Lineage: Eukaryota; Fungi; Basidiomycota; Exobasidiomycetes; Ceraceosorales; Ceraceosoraceae
Source: the annotation of a GenBank genome assembly
AUGCCUGCAGAGGACGUACCGCACCUUCCACCCGAGCUGCAGACGUUGAUUAGUGAGCUCGCGGCGGAGACCAAUGUCUCGUCUGCGCUGGCCCUUUCCUCCACCUCAAAGAUGCUGUCCGCUUCCGCUGUCAAGUCACUCUUCUCGCACCCCUUCCUGCACACUCUUGGUCAGGUCAAGAGCUUCACAGCUGCUCUGAGGAGAUCACCAGAGCUGAAGCCUUUGGUCAAGAGUCUGGCAAUAGAAGAUCGCUACUUGCACCUCUCCACCAGCAUAGCAGACUAUCCUGAUAGUCAUGACUUUGACAAGCCGGACGAGCGCGAGCCAGCAACCUUUGAGCUGUGCGAGCUCAUCGAAGAUCUCGUCACGUCGCACAAUCUUUCCGCGCUGGCUCUCACCGUCACGGGAGCGCGAAACUUUAUCGACAUCUUCCAACAAGCCUCACCGCCCAAGCAGCCUUUCACACAGCGUCUGGCUCUCGAUAAGCUUGCGCUAACGGGAACGGAUAUCCAAUCCUCAUUUCUUUUCAAAUGGUUCCACUCUCGCCAGCUUAUACUGUACACGUGUGACGACGCCAUGUGGGGCAUGGGUACAUUCAACAACUUUCGUUACAGUACAUGUCCUAGUGAUAGUGACAGUCACCCAGGGCAGAGCGUGUCAGCUCCACUAGAGCUGAUUUAUUGUGUCGGGAACGUGAGCGGCCACGUGGGCGAGGAGGCUGCCGUUCAAGCGCUUCUACCCCUCCACAAAGCGCUUCUAUGCAGGCACACCAACAACAAGGUGGAUCCGCGAUUCGAAAGAGUGGUGCUUCGCAUGCGUCGCAGUCUCGCUUCGGAAGCGCAAGUGCAAGCGACGGUGGAGAAGGGCAAGAAUUUAUUCAACCCGCCCAUCGAAGUAGCAGGAUGGGACACUAAGCACGCAAAGACGCAGAUCGAAGCGGAACAGCUGGAUUUGACAAGCGGUGCAUGGCUCCAUAUCGGCGGAGCGAAAGAUUUGGAGAAGGACGUUGAGCAACUCGGCGACGUGAAGGAUUGGUCUGACGACGACGAAUCACGCAUUACAGAGUAUGACGCAGAAGAUUACGACGAGGGAGGGAACUCGGAGGAUGUACAAAUGGACGCCUUGCGCGACGCUCUGCUUUCGUGA